This is a messenger RNA of Oncorhynchus masou masou (cherry salmon), 4371 nucleotides long. RefSeq lists its product as uncharacterized. The coding region runs from base 2552 to 4048 and encodes 498 amino acids. NCBI's taxonomy places the organism in Eukaryota, Metazoa, Chordata, Actinopteri, Salmoniformes, Salmonidae. The record is from RefSeq and is a predicted model, not a curated record. The transcript has 2 exons.
GUUCGCUUUUCGAGCCGGGGAUUCUCGAGAAAUUAACACGGGAGUCGAUAGUCUACUUGUUUGGUGGGAGGGAGAAAUAAUGUGAAUGGCUAAGAAAAGCGAAAUGUCGUGGAGCCAUGAUGGGCGCCCAAGACUGGGCCGACCGGCUAAAAAUGAAUGUCUACAUAAACUGAGAUACCGAGAAGAAAUAUUAAAAAAUAAUCCAACAUUUCAGCGAAUUCGUUGCUAAUGAAUAUAGAUGUGUAUUAAGGCUUUACUUUGUCACAACCUGCCUCGAUAUCUUGAGAGCGAUUGAAGAUGUCGACGCUGCAGUGGCAAUGCGAGCUAGUGACCUGAAAUAGUUACAUUGUAACACCGAUCAAACAAAGGAAUAGCUCCGCGUUUGAUACAAUGUUGCUAUUAGUCAGCUAAUAACAAGCUAUAAUGUGUUACUGUUUCUUGUCACCGUUUACAAUACGAUAACCUCUAUGAUAACCAGUAUGCCUCUGUUCCCUUUUCUAUGUUCUCAAGAAUUGGAAAAGUGAGUAUGAUUCCGACGUGUAGCCUAACAUUAGUAAAAUGUGGUUUAGGCUAUUGAUUAUUCCUCUAAUGACAUACAAAUCUAAACGUUUUCGUUGCAACGAUGCAGUCUUUAUAGCCUUUCCCACCCCCACACGGCCCCACUCCAAAGGCAGUCAUUGAAUGAAUACCUUAGAUUUCCUCUCACUCACACGUUGCUCUUGCAUGCUCCGUGGGGAGGAUCCAACAGGAAGUGAAGGCACUUUAGACUACUUAUGAAGCUGCCACCAUUUAGGCUACUGUAAGCAUACUGUACCCUAUUCCCAAACGUGUUGCUUUUCUGCUAGGUCUGUAUGGCGUAUUAGGCUAUAAUGUUUGUUUGUUCAUUCAUGGCUGGCGGCUGCUGAAUGGAUGAACAUUCUAAUCUAAUCACGACAGUUUUUGGUCUUAUUCUCACCAAGGAAGGUGAGUUACGUAGGGUUUCAUAUAGGCCACCAAUAGACACACCUGUAAUGCACAAAAUAUUUUUCUGAAUGGUGAAUUCAUCAGGAUUUGAAUAAUAGUAACACAAAUAUAUUUUUAAAAAAUCAUUUAAAGCACAUUGCUCAGCAAUAGUACAGCCAAGUUUGAUAUUAGUAGGCCUAAAAACAAUUGGGGGGGGACAUGGAAAUUGGUAUAAGGAAAUGUAUUUCCUGUUUCACAAUGCUACUGCAUGAAUGUUGCAUGGUUCGUCCUCCUUCAUCAAAACCACAGCUGCAUCCCGCACUGCUAAUGACUGUGGUUGGUUAUGUUGUGUAGACAUACUGUAUAGAAUCUGAUUCUCUUUCUAUGCGGUGUACAUAGAACCCACCGGAUUUGUCCCACAUUGCACCCUAUUCCCUUUAUAGUACACUACUUUUGACCAGAGCUCUAGCACUAUAAACGGAAUAGGGUGCCACUUGGUCCGCUCCACAGUGCGAGUUGGUCUUACCUGCAUUAGUUCUGACUGAGCAUGCCAGUGCUGUUACUGUUAUCAUCACCACAACACAUCAUUCAUUCACCAAGGCUGUCCAGUAACCUUGCUGAGUGAUCAUAUUACAUGCUUUGCCCUUUAAGGUUAUGCAGAAACCUUUUCAGUUUGCUUGCAGAAUUUGCAUGUUGGUAUAUGCUGUCAUUAUUGCCAUUUGCUUGUAAUGGUCAUCUUUACAGUUUCAACAUUUCGAAGUAGUCAACUGGGUGGGACUUUCUAUCGGUUAAAGAGGCAUCACAUAAUUCCAUCCAGGUAACCAGGAGGACUCAGCCAAUGAAUUAUACUCCAAUUGGCUUGUUCAUCCCCCCUCCUCUCCCCUGUAACUAUUCCCCAGGUCGUUGCUGUAAAUGAGUUGUUCUCUCUCAAUUGACCUGUUAAAAUAAGGGUACAACAAAUAAAUAAAAUGAGCAAGCAUUACAUAACUGCAGGUGGCAGUAAAUCGCCAACCGUGGCUUAAUACCUGUUCAAACAACAGGCUCCAGGUGGCAGUAUGCAUCCUUUCAGUUUGUUUACCAACUCGUAGCAGUAAUAAAAUAAGGAAAUUGACUACUUCAAAAUGGAGAUGGCCUCAAUGGCGCAGCCCAUUUUCUCACAGACUCCAUAAUGGGAAAGAUACUAUGUUGUGGUGUCCUCUACCUCUAUGUAGACCUGAAUAGAAGUAGUCCAGAGACAUGCUGGUUAAAGGGAUGUUUAUCUACUAUGGGUAGCCUCAGAAGUCUGAGAAUCACAAGAACUCCAGAAUGUAACAUUGGACAUUAGGAGUUGUGUUCAGAAGGCAUGGAAUGGGAGUAAAACUUGUGAUAGCGGCACUAGCCUAUAUUACUUAGUGUACACUUUGAAUACUUUUUUCUCUUGUGUUCUUCAAACACAACCAGUGAAGUGGACAUCAUCCAUCGUUCAGUUCAUUUUUCAUAAUCUGUUGGUCUGCUUGAUCUGGUUCUUUUCACAUUCUUUUCCGCUCUCUUCCUUUCCUGCAUGCCUAAAAGCAUUCUGGGAUUGGUCCGUUGAAUUCUCUCUUAGCUCUGUUAAACAGAGAUUCGCUUCAUGAUGCCUCAGAGGAACCCCUUGUGUUCAGCAAUGGAUCAGUCCGAUCCUGAUCUCCCUUCCAGACGCUGCCAGGUGGACUGUGCCACUGAGGUGGCAGUGGAGGGAGGUCAGAGGAACGGGGGUGGUGCUGCUUCGUCCUCCCCAGAGAGUAGCAGUGUGAAUGGAGACGGCAAUGGGAAACGCAGUGGGAAGAGGCGUCGCCGUCGUAAACGCUCCGCUCAACCCGAUAACCGCCCGGCUCCUGUUGCCAUGAUGACUCCGCUGCCACCACCUGGCCAGGAGAAAGGGGAGCCACCCCAGCUUUGCCAGAAGGGCAGUAGCCGCACCUCUCCUGACCCUGCUCCUGACUCCCCCGGCGCGGUCCUGCUUGGCUUGCGGUCUGAGUGUGGUUCAGUGUGGUUUGACCGCAGUGUGUAUGAGCAGGCUGAGAGUCUGUAUCAGUGCUGGUUGGCACACUCUGCCAACGGGUCGAUGACACGGCCCAUCGGCUCACCCCCAACGCUGACGACUGACAACCACCCCACCUCCCCUCAACCCUCACUAUCACCCUCACCCCAAGCCCCGAACCACCCCAGCAACCAUCCACCCAUAGUUGCCAAAGAGCAUUGCAUUGUUGCAGAGCCACUGCAGCCAACAGCCCCAGAAUUCCUAGCCAUCCCUGCCAACAGCCCCAGCACACCAGCCACGCCAGACGAGGGGUACCUGUCCCUGGCCCAGACCCCCCAGGCAGCCUCCACAUCUCCACUGACCCCGGCCCCUGGCCAGCCAGUGAAUGGGCUCCCCCGUCUCCCCAUGGAGCUGCUGAGGGACGUGUGGCUGGAGAAACCUCUCUACGACCGGGCCGAGGCAGCCUUCUACCAGAGCCUCUAUGGAAACAACCGCUCUCCCACCGGCAACAACCUGGGUGGUGGAGCUUCCACCUCACGUACCAACCCCAACGCUCCCUCAACCUCCAGAGGUAGUGGAGACCACCCACAGAGUCUUGUUGAGGAAGAAGAGGAGGAGGAGGAGGAAGAAGUGGUAGAAGAAGAAGCCGUGGUCUCACAGGGGAAGCUAGAAGUCUUCCACGCUCUGCGCACCAUUCAGGAGGAGGAGGAGCCUGCUGACGUCGCAGAGGAGGAAGGUGGGGCCAUGUCGAUGAGAGGAGUCUGCUACUUCCUGCAUCCAGACAGCGAGAGGGUUUGGCUGGACCAGAGACGCUACGAGGCUGCAGAGAGCCGUUUCUACAGUUACCGUCAGAUUGUACCUGCUGAGUCAACAGUAGCAGACAGAGAGGAGGGGGCUCGUGGGCAAGAAGAUGCUGUGGUGUCGGCAACAUUGUUACCACAACCGUCAUCGGUCGCCUGCACCGGCCCUCUGAGGGACAAGUAUGACCCAUCCCAGGAGACUGGACCUCUACAAACACAGCCAGCUUCAUUUACUCCUACUCCUUUUUUCCCCCCUUAUUUUUUUCUCAUUUUUGGUUUUGUCUGUGUCUUGAUUUGGUUCAUUUGAUUGUUUCACAUAAUUUAUUAAACUUUGUUUGGCUUGCUCAUUUGUCUCUUUUGUUUUAUUUGGUUUUUAGAUGUUAUCCUUUUCCAUUAUUUUUUUUGCAUGCUUGAUUUAUUUUACUCAAUGUUAGUGGUUUUCAAAGAUGUAGCUUACUUCUAAGGAUGAUGUUAGUGUGGCGUUGACGGGGAAAGAGAAUUGGUCUUGUCUGUAAAUAGUGGAACACAGAUGGUUAAAACAGAGGGAUACAAGCUUUCUGGUGGACUGAAUGUUACUUUACUAACCAUUUGUUAUCCUGUCUCUCUCUGUGCCUCUCUCUUUGUCCGUGU